AUGUACAACGAGAUAGAGGGAAACUACGAUGACGUCGCCAUCAGCACAUUCAAGAGAGGCCUGUCGACAGAGCAUGGUUUGAGGAAGUCCCUGACUAGGAAACCGGUCACCAGCGUGCGCCAACUCAUGGACCGAAUCGACAAGUACAAGAGAGUCGAGGAGGACCAACAGAUGGGAAAGGGCAAAGCAAAGGUUGUCCCUCAGGAGAGGAGGGACUUCAAGUCGGACCAAUUCAAUAGCAGUAACCGGCCGAGUAGGGAUUACUCGGAGAAGUCUGGAUCCACCGGGGUACAGGCAGUCCAUGCUGUGUUCCAAGAGCCACUGCAUAAGAUCUUAGAGAGAGUUAAGAAUGAAUCGUUCUUUCAAUGGCCAAGUAAAAUGGCAGGCGAGCCUGCAAAACGUAACCAGAACCUAUAUUGCGAAUACCACCAAGAACCGGGCCACACCACCAUUGACUGCAGAAACCUGAAAAACCACUUGGACCGGUUGGUUCGAGAGGGAAAGCUGAGGCACCUCUUGUAUCAUCUUGUUGGACGACAAGAGCAGACGAGCGUCGAGGUAAAGCAAGGCACCCUGAGACCACCCAUGGGCACGAUAAAUGUCAUUCUUGCUGCUCUAGGAAGAACCGGCUCUCAUCCUUUAAGAGUGAUGUUAGUGGCCCGACCCCCCACUGGAAUUGACGACCGGGAGUUUAAAAGGGCUAAAGGGAUGGCCUCGCCCAUACUCGGAUUCUCGGAUGAGGAUAAAGUUGGAACCAUCCAGCCCCACGACGAUGCUCUAGUCGUCACACUCAGGAUUGGAGGAUAUGACGUGAAGAGGGUGCUAGUUGAUCAGGGCAGUGCAGUGCAGGUAAUGUACCUCGACUUGUACAAGGGGCUGAAGCUGAGACCAGAAGACCUGACAGCAUAUGACUCCCCUUUAGUGAGUUUCGAAGGAAAAACUGUUACUCCGGAAGGCCAGAUUAGGCUGCCCAUUUAA
Quercus robur (English oak) is the source of this 978-nucleotide messenger RNA. RefSeq lists its product as uncharacterized. The coding region runs from base 1 to 978 and encodes 325 amino acids. The record is from RefSeq and is a predicted model, not a curated record. NCBI's taxonomy places the organism in Eukaryota, Viridiplantae, Streptophyta, Magnoliopsida, Fagales, Fagaceae. The transcript has a single exon.